AUGAUGAUUCAAGUGAUUAUCAAUUGGUUAUUCGAUAAUAAAUCCGUAUUAUUUGGCGCACUUCUCCCGAUUCUCUUAUCACCAGUCGUUGGAUUCGAUUGUGCUGGAAAGAAUAAAAUUGGAAAGAACAAGAACAUGAAGAAGAAGAAACAAGAGGAAACGGAAUCAGAGAAUUCGAAAAAGAAGAAAAAGAAAAGGAGCAAGGAGGAUACAUCGGGGGAUAGUGUAGAGGAGAGUGCUCCGAUGAAGAAAUCUGUGAUGUACAUGUAUUUAAUCGAAAAGGGGCAUGAGGGUGUGAAAGCAGAAAUACGUGAACUCUUGUUUACAGGAGUUUUUUCACAGCAUGUUUGA
Messenger RNA from Caenorhabditis remanei, 351 nucleotides. RefSeq lists its product as uncharacterized. NCBI's taxonomy places the organism in Eukaryota, Metazoa, Nematoda, Chromadorea, Rhabditida, Rhabditidae. The record is from RefSeq and is a predicted model, not a curated record. The coding region runs from base 1 to 351 and encodes 116 amino acids. The transcript is spliced from 3 exons.